AUGUUGAUAAACCCAGAGCAGGUAGCUCUGAUAGGGCAGGUGUUUGAGGCGUAUGUGACAGAGUACCACAGGAGUGACAUCCUGCAGAUCCUUCAGGAGCCUGAUGAGGAUGCCCACUACCCGGUGGUCAUCAACGCCAUGACACUGUUCGAAGCCAACAUGGAGGUGGGAGACUACUUCAAUGCCUACCCCAGCGAGGUCAUCAACAUCUUUGACAACACCCUUCACAGAGCCGCCAAGACAGUGUCAGAGAACUCUACACAGCAAAGGUGGCACAAUGUCAAACACCACCUGCAUGCCCGAAUCACAGGUAAGAGGCUCUUACCCACUUCCAAAUUGACCGCUAGCCCCCUACCUCCUAGGCACUUGUAUAGAUCUGAAAAGAUAAGCAGUAUGUUGUAAAUUCAUUCCACCUAGCCUAUCAUAGAGCAAGUUGAAGUUAUUGCUAUAAUUUAUUGCUAUUUCUAAUUUAUAUAAUUAUUGCUAUUUCUAAUUAGUUAUCCAAUCUCUUUAUUUACAUGAAGACAAGUGCAUAGAGAGGUUGACUUGAGCAUCUGUGUCAAUAAUAUGAGAGGCUAGAGAGCUCUUUCAGCUCCCUUCUCUGAAUGAAUUGUCCUCGUACAUAGUUAUGGCCCUCUGCUGCUGUAGCUUUAUGUAACGUCUGAGAUAUAUAUUUGUGAGUUAGUGGGUGGCUGUCCUCCCUGUCUAAUUGCAAUGCACUUUGUCUUGAAGAGCUCCAUUAAAACAGUGCCUGGAGUGGUUUAGGCCGCAGUGUUACUUUUUUGGUUAAUUUCACUUGUUCUACAGGAGGCUCACCUCAUCAGUCUGCCCUCUGCAACAGAGGAGUCAUUUAAUUCCAGACAGACACAAUUAGAGCUCCUCAUCAUAGAUAGUUGAAUCACGUGUCCAGUGGCAAACAUUAGCAUCCUUUUGAUGCAGCUUGAUAAUGAUAAUAAUCACAAUAGGAGGUACAGUAUACCCAUCACUGGCCAGCAGGAUUUAAUGAGAACAUUAUGAACAUCUUGUCUCCGUGUAGGUAUCUGUCUGUGGUUGUUGACUCGGGAAGAAUGUCUGCCUGUGAAAUGCAGGAGAACAGUAGGCAGUAAGAGACUGAAACAGGAGACUCAGCGUGGCCCAAUAUAUCACUCUUAGCAGGCCCAAUAUUGAUUUCCUGGGCUGACACGUGGAUACCUGAGGUGGGGCCCAGAGAAACUGUAGCUAGUCAAUGAGGGUUUCUAAUGCACAUUGUCUCUAGCAAUAAGGCUGCGUUUACACAGACAGCCCGAUUCUGAUAAUUUUUCCACUAAUUGGUAUUUUAACCAAUCAGAUCAGCUCUUUUGCCAAUAAUUGGGCUAAAGAUCAGAAUUGGUCUGUCUGUGUAAACGCAGCCGAAGACUCAGCCGCACUAUGGGUUCCGACACCUCCGGGCUGCCACACUUUUACCAACACCAUUAGUUUAGCACCUGGAACGGGUUGACAUCGAUUGGCCUGAUUUAAUAUGCAGAUUAUAAAAAAAGAGCACAGACAUCUAGUCAGAUGGGAAUAAUCUGUAAUGAUUGACCUUGUCUGGUCUGUCUGCCGGCCUUGCAGAGUAGCUCAACCUUCACAUCUAAUUAAUUUAGCCAUUGCGUACUGCAGUCUGGGGUCUCACUAGUACAGAGAGCAGUGUUAUAAAUAGCCAGAUGAUGUGCUUGACUCAUAUGCUAUUCCUUGAUUUGGUUACAUGGUGUGAAUGUAGAAUGCAUAGCAAAUAGUAGCAGGGCCCUUGGUGAUGUAACUGUGUGUGUUCUGGUGGGGAAUGUUACUGCUACAAGGCCAUGUUUAAGAUCAGACCAAUAUAUGCUGAAGAUGUGGACGGAAAAUGUAAAUAUUGUUUGAGAUGCCAGUUGGAGAGAGAUGAUAAUACACUAUAUUUAAAAAAGUAUGUGGGCACCCCUUCAAAUUAGUGGAUUCGGCUAUUUCAGCCACACCCUUUGCUGACAGGUGUAUAAAAUCGAGCACACAGCCAUGCAAUCUCCAUAGACAAACAUUGGUAGUAAAAUGGCCUUACUGAAGAGCUCAGUGACUUUCAACGUGGGACCGUCAUAGGAUGCCACCUUUCCAACAAGUCAGUUUGUUUUAUUUCUGCCCUGCUAGAGCUGCCCUGGUCAACUGUAAGUGCUGUUAUUGUGAAGUGGCAACGUCUAGGAGCAACAAUGGCUCAGCCGCGAAGUGGUAGGCCACACAAGCUCACAGAACGGGACCGCCAAGUGCUGAAUCGCGUAGCGCAUAAAAAUCAUAUGUCCUCAGUUGCAACACUCACUACCGAGUUCAAAACUGCCUCUGGAAGCAACGUCAGCACAAUAACUGUUAGUCGUGAGCUUCAUGAAAUGGGUUUCCAUGGCCGAGCAGCCAUACAUACACAAGCCUAAGAUCACCAUUCACAAUGCCAAGCGUCGGCUGGAGUGGUGUAAAGCUCGCCGUCAUUGGACUCUGGAGCAGUGGAAACGUGUUCUCUGGAGUGAUGAAUCACGCUUCAUCAUCUGGCAGUCCGACAGACUAAUCUGGGUUUGGCAGAUGCCAGGAGAACGCUACCUGCCCCAAUGCAUAGUGCCAACUGUAAAGUUUGGUGGAGGAGGAAUAAUGGUCUGGGGUUGUUUUUCAUGGUUUGGGCUAGGCCCCUUAGUUCCAGUGAAGGGAAAUCUUAACGCUACAGCAUACAAUUACAUUCUAGAUUAUUCUGUGCUUCCAACUUUGUGCCAACAGUUUGGGGAAGGCCCUUUCCUGUUUCCGCAUGACAAUGCCCCCGUGCACAAAGUGAGGUCCAUACAGAAAUGGUUUGUCGAGAUCGAUGUGGAAGAACUUGACUGGCCUGCACAAAGCCCUGACCUCAACUCCAUCAAAGACCUUUGGGAUGAAUUGGAACGCUGACUGAAUCCAGGCUCUGUCGUAGCCGGCCGCGACCGGGAGACCCAUGGGGCGGCGCACAAUUGGCCCAGCGUCGUCCAGAGUAGGGGAGGGAAUGGCCGGCAGGGAUGUAGCUCAGUUGGUAGAGCAUGGCGUUUGCAACGCCAGGGUUGUGGUUUCGAUUCCCACGGGGGGCCAGUAUGAAAAAUAAAUAAAUAAUGUAUGCACUCACUAACUUUAAGUCGCUCUGGAUAAGAGCGUCUGCUAAAUGACUAAAAUGUAAUGUAAAUGUAAAUAACAUUGGUGGGCUGGAGUAUUGCAUGGGAUAAAAUGUUACACUGACCGUGUCUGCGAGUCCACAGAUGUAUCAGGAAGAAAGACUUCACAAGUCUGCUGUGGAUUCACAGUGGUCACUGCUUAGGCCUAAAGCUUCCUGUUACAAAAGAAGAAGGCUUCUCCCUUAGAGCUCUCUCCAUUAGGUAGUUUUAUCCAAUAAAAUACUGUAGGCUACUUGACAGAUGUACAGUAAGGCUAUGUAAUAGGUUAAGUAUGUUUCAUUAUUUUAAAAAUCUCCCACUUGUUUAAUUUGACCCAUGCAACACAGUGCAAGAUGCAAGCGAUACAUCUCUCUUCAAUACAAUAGUGGGUAGAUAGCCCCAUCUGGUGGUUUAUAUUGAGCAUGACAGGGAAUGCUGAACUUUGCAUUCCAAGAAAGAUGGUGCAGUUGUGUUGUCAAUUCUGAUCAUUGUUUUGAUGUCUAGUCCAGUGCUCCUUGGUCUGUUUGAUGUCCAUAACCCUAACCUCCCUCUGCAUUGCUGUAUGUCAUCACGCCUCAGGUCUUCCUGUGUGUCCGGAGCUCACCAGGGAGAACAUCCCCAAGUCUCGGGACGCUGGUCACUUCCUGUCCGUCACGGGCACGGUCAUCCGCACCAGUGUGGCCAAGGUCCUGGAGUACGAGAGGGAUUACAUGUGCUCUAAGUGCCGUCACGUGUUCUCCCUGCAGGCUGACUUUGAGCAGUUCUACAGCUUCGUCCCCCCAACCAGCUGCCCCAACCAGGACCUCUGUAACGCCAACAAGUUCACGUGCCUGUCAGGCAGCUCCACCCCGGCAGCCUGCAGGGACUACCAGGAGAUUAAGAUCCAGGAGCAGGUGACUCACUGACUGGGGGUUAAGAUGCUCUAGCACUGUUUGUUUUAAUUAUAGUCUACACAUUGUAUAACCCUGUUGAAUAACAUCUGAAAACACAUUGUAAGCCUAUAUUUGAUCAAACUGCGCCCCUCUUUCCCUGCUGUUCUGUGUGCCCAGGCCCAGAGGCUGUCUGUGGGCAGUAUUCCUCGUUCCAUGGUGGUCAUUCUGGAGGAUGAUCUGGUAGACAGCUGUAAAUCAGGUAACAUUGGUCACUAUGACAUCACUUGUCACUAUGAUAUCACAGUUGACAUUUGUAUUGGAAAUUACAUCACAGUUGGGAUUGUUACAUAAAGGAUAAUGUCAUACUGUUUUAUGGGAAUUUUUACAUUUUUAAAUUUGUUUUGCAGAGGGCGACAUCAUUGUGUUAGGUAGAUUGUGACAUCACUGAGUAUUGGAAUUCCACAUUGUGAUGUAUUACCAAUGAUUUCAUAAUACUGUAUGAUGUACGGAUGUUACAUUGUGGUGUCAUUUUUUGUGUGAUAACAUCACAAUACCAUAUGAUUGUCUUUCACCCAAGAUGAAAUCACAGUAGAUGAAUUGGAAUGUUUUUAAAGGGAUUAGUAUGUUUCUAGGAUACAGUGCAUUCGGAAAGUAUUCAGACCCCUUGACUUUUUCCACAUUUUGUUACAUUAGACUUAUUCUAAAAUUGAUUAAACAAUACCCCAUAAUGACAAAGCAUAAACAGGUUUUUAGAAAUGUUUGCUAAUUUAUAAAAAUAUAAAAACGGAACUAUUACAUUUACAUAAGUAUUCAGACCCUUUACUCAGUACUUUGUUGAAGCACGUUUGGCAGCGAUUACAGCCUCGAGUCUUCUUGGGUAUGACGCUACAAGCUUGGCAGACCUUUAUUUGGGGAGUUUCUCCUGUUCUUCUUUGCAGAUCCUCUCAAGCUCUGUCAGGUUGGAUGGGGAGCGUUGCUGCACAGCUAUUUUCAGGUCUCUCCAGAGAUGUUCGAUCAGGUUUAAGUCCGGGCUCUGGCUCUCCCAGUCCCUGCCGCUGAAAAACAUCCCCACAGUAUGAUGCUGCCACCACCAUCCUUCACUGUAAGGAUGGUGCCAGGUUUCCUCCAGACGUGACGCUUGGCAUUCAGGCCAAAGAGUUCAAUCUUGGUUUCAUCAGACCAGAGAAUCUUGUUUCUCAUGGUCUGAGAGACUUUUAGGUGCCUUUUGGCAAACCAAGUGGGAUGUCAUGUGCCUUUUACUGAGGAGUGACUUCCGUCUGGCCACUCUACCAUAAAGGCCUGAUUGGUGGAGUGCUGCAGAGAUGGUUGUCCUUCUGGAAGGUUCUCCCAUCAGAGGAACUUUAGAGCUCUGUCAGAGUGACCAUCGGGUUCUUGGUCACCUCCCUGACCAACGCCCUUCACCCCCGAUUGCUCAGUUUGGCCGGGCGGCCAGCUCUAGGAAGAGCCUUGUUGGUUCCAAACUUCUUCCAUUUAAGAAUGAUGGAGGCCACUGUGUUCUUAGGGACCUUCAAUGCUGCAUAAAUGUUUUGGUACCCUUCCCCAGAUCUGUGCCUUGACACAAUCCUGUCUCGGAGCUCUACGGACAAUUCCUUUGACCUCAUGGCUUGGUUUUUGCUCUGACAUGCACUGUCAACUGUGGGACCUUAUAUAGACAGGUGUGUGCCUUUCCAAAUCAUGUCCAAUCAAUUGAAUUUACCACAGGUGGACUUCAAUUAAGUUGUAGAAACAUCUCAAGGAUAAUCAAUGGAAACAGGAUGCACCUGAGCUCAAUUUCGAGUCGCAUAGCAAAGGGUCUGAAUACUUAUGUAAAUAAGGUAAUACGGUAUUUUUUGUUUUUGCUAAGAAAAUUGAAAUACAUGUUUUCACUUUGUCAUUAUGGGGAAUUGUGUGUAGAUGGGUGAUAAAAAAUAUAUUGAAUCCAUUUAGAAUUCAGGCUGUAACAACUAAAUGUGGAAUAAGUCAAGGGGUAUGAAUACUUUCUGAAGGUACUGUAUCACCAUUUGUGAUGACAUUUUUUCAGGUGAUGAUGUGACAGUGUAUGGAGUAGUUCGUCAGCGAUGGAAGCCCCUGUACGAGGAAGCACGCUGUGAACUGGAUCUGGUGUUGAAAGCCAACUUCAUUGAAGUGAACAAUGAGCAGACCAUGGCAGCUUUGGUCUUGGAGGACAUGCAGAAGGAGUUUGAGGAGUUCUGGGACAAUUACAAACAUGACCCUAUAACUGGUACAUAAUACCUAAACUGUAAUACUUCCUCAAUCCCCAUAAUUAAAACUGUUGCCAUAUAGAUUUAGAUACAACUUUUCAAUUAAUUUAAUGGUCAUUAUUACAUGUUAAAUACUAUAUGAGAUAAGAUGGACAUGAAAUGUUUAUGGAAUUUGAUUGGUGUUCUUUUUCCAUGUUCUCUCUGAAGGCAGGAACCAGAUUCUCAUGAGCCUGUGCCCACAAGUGUUUGGAAUGUAUGUAGUGAAGUUAGCUGUUGCUAUGGUGUUAGCAGGUGGGGUGCAAAGAAUAGAUCCUUCUGGAACUAAGGUAAGAGGUAUGUAUCCUUGUUCCAAAUGUGGGCCAAUUUCUCUUACAUACCUCACAUACUGCAACUCUAUUGGUGUCCCAUGUUAAUAUCUGAUUCUAGAUUUGUAAUUUGUUUCUGGUUUAGGCGAGUCUCAUCUUCUGCUGGUGGGAGACCCAGGCACAGGGAAGUCUCAGUUUCUGAAGUACGCUGCUAAGAUCACUCCCCGGUCAGUCCUCACUGCUGGGAUUGGCUCCACUACCGCUGGUCUGUCUGCCCUCUGCUGGUUCAUCAGAUACAGUUAACUUUGCUUAGAGGAAUCACUGAAAUAACCACUUAUAGUAGUCAAAAAUGGAGUGUGUGUUGUGUGUCAGGGUUGACGGUGGCAGCAGUGAAGGACUCCGGGGAGUGGCAUCUAGAGGCAGGAGCACUGGUGCUGUCUGACGGAGGCCUGUGUUGUAUUGACGAGUUCAACAGCAUCAAAGAGCACGACCGCACCAGCAUCCACGAAGCCAUGGAGCAGCAAACCAUCAGUGUGGCCAAGGCAGGGUAAGGAAAAAUCUUACCUUGCACUCACUUCUGUUAUGGGCUGAAGCAGGGUCAUAAUGACUGACGUGCAUAAAGCAUGUCUUUCUAUUUCCUUCAUUGACUUUGUGGGGUCUAUUUCUCUCUGUCCCACCCAGCAUGGUGUGUAAACUGAACACCAGGACCACCAUCUUGGCUGCCACCAACCCUAAGGGCCAGUACGACCCCAACGUGCCUGUGUCGGUCAACGUGGCCCUGGCCAGCCCCCUGCUCAGCCGCUUUGACCUGGUCCUGGUCCUACUGGACACCAAGAACCCUGAGUGGGACCGUAUCAUCUCCUCCUUCAUACUGCACAAUAAAGGUGUUUAUACAGAGUCCUUAUAGAGAGAGCGAGAGAACAGGCUCUGUGCACUCUUACUACUGAAGAGCUAGGGUGUUGAGAUCCACCAGUUUUUAGACCACUGCGUUUUGGCUUCAUAAUCAUAGAAACUGGUCCAGACCCUGGAGAAACAGGUGGUAGGACUCUGGUCAAUUAAUGACGUGAAUUGAUCUGUAUGUCGCUUUGGAUAAAAGCAUCUGCUAAAUGGCAUAUAUUAUAUACACUACCAGUCAAAAGUUUGGACACACCUACUCAUUCAAGGGUUUUUCUUUAUUUUCACAAUUUUUUACAUUGUAGAAUAAUAGUGAAGACAUCAAAACUAUGAAAUAACACAUAUGGAAUCAUGUAGUAAACAGAAAAUUGUUAAACAAAUCAAAAUAUAUGUUAUAAUUGAGAUAGCCAACCUUUGCCUUGAUGACAGCUUUGCACACUUUUGGCGUUCUCUCAACCAGCUUCACCUGGAAUGCUUUUCCAACAGUCUUGAAGGAGUUCUCACAUAUGCUGAGCACUUGUUGGCUGCUUUUCCUUCACUCUGCGGUCCAACUCAUCCCAAACCAUCUCAAUUGGGUUGAGGUCGGGGGAUUGUGGAGGCCAGGUCAUCUGAUGCAGCACUCCAUCACACUCCUUCUUGGUAAAAUAGCCCUUACACAGCCUGGAGGUGUGUUGGGUCAUUGUCCUGUUGAAAAACAAAUGAUAGUCCCACUAAGCCCAAACCAGAUGGGAUGGCGUAUCGCUGCAGGAUGCUGUGGUAGCCAUGCUGGUUAAGUGUGCCUUGAAUUCUAAAUAAAUCACAGACAGUGUAACCAGCAAAGCAUCCCCACACCAUAACACCUCAUCCUCCAUGCUUUACGGUGGUAAAUACACAUGCGGAGAUCAUCCGUUCACCCACACCGCGUCUCACAAAGACACGGCGGUUGGAACCAAAAAUCUCCAAUUUGGACUCCAGACCAAAGGACAAAUUUCCACCGGUCUAAUGUCCAUUGCUCAUGUUUCUUGGACCAAGCAGGUCUCUUCUUCUCAUUGGUGUCCUUUAGUAGUGGUUUCUUUGCAGCAAUUCGACUAUGAAGGCCUGAUUCACACAGUCCCCUCUGAACAGUUGAUGUUGAUGUGUCUGUUACUUGAACUCUGUGAAGCAUUUAUUUGGGCUGCAAUUUCUGAGGCUGGUAACUCUAAUGAACUUAUCCUCUGCAGCAGAGUUAACUCUGGGUCUUCCAUUCCUGUGGCGGUCCUCAUGAGAGCCAGUUUUAUCAUAGAGCUUGAUGGUUUUUGCGACUGCACUUGAAGAAACUUUCCGUAUUGACUGACCUUCAUGUCUUAAAGUAAUGAUGGACUGUCAUUUUUCUUUGCUUGUUUGAGCUGUUCUUGCCAUAAUAUGGACUUGGUCUUUUACCAAAUAGGGCUAUCUUUUGUAUACCCCCCCCCACACACACACACACACACCUUGUCACAACCCAACUGAUUGGCUCAAACACAUUAAGAAGGAAAGAAAUUCCACACAUUAACUUUUAAGAAGGCACACCUGUUAAUUGAAAUGCAUUCCAGAUGACUACCUCAUGAAGCUGGUUGAGAGAAUUCCAAGAGUGUGCAAAGCUGUCAUCAAGGCAAAGGGUGGCUAUUUGAAGAAUAUAAAAUAUAAAGUAUAUUUUGAUUUGUUUAACCCUUUUUUGUUUGCUACAUGAUUCCAAAUGUGUUAUUUCAUAGUUUUGAUGUCACAAGAUGGAAGUCACUCCUCAGUAAAAGGUACCAGCCCGCUUGGAGUUUGCCAAAAGGCACCUUAAGGACUCUCAGACCAUGAGAAACAAGAUUCUCUGGUCUGAUGAAACCAAGAUUGGCCUGAAUGCCAAGCGUCACGUCUGGAGGAAACCAGGCACCGCUCAUCACCUGGCCAAUACCAUCCCUACGGUGAAACAUGGUGGUGGCAGCAUCACUAUUAUUCUACAAUGUACAAAAUAGUAAAAAUUAAGAAAAACCCUGGAAUUGAGUAGGUGUGUCCAAACAUUUGACUGGUACUGUAUGUGAUCAGUUGAAGUACAGAACAGAUAAACGAAAACCAGUCCUCUAUAAGUAGAGCAUAGUAAUCUUGCUCUUAGCGCCUGAGAUAUCCACCAAUUACAAAGGUCAUCUGAGGAAUCAGUGGGAUAUCAUAUUGCUGAGUUAAGCUACACUGCAAAUUAGAGUUGAGAUCUCCUCUAGGCUCUUUGUUAGAAAAGAGAAUCUCUCUCCCCUGAAAGCCAGCACUUGAUCAUUUGCAUAAUAACAGUAUUUGUAUAAGGAAGAGAGCUAUGUUGAAUGAAAAUGCCAAUGAUGUAAAUUCUCUCUGGCAUCGCCCCAGAUUAAAUAGUGCUCUAGGUCAUUAUCAAAACUAUCACUCAGAGAGUUGUGGUUAUGGAAGGCUGGGUCCUAUUCAUUAUGACAAAACGUUUUGCAACAAAAAACUAUUCUUUUUGGACAAUUUCAGGUAGUCCCUUCCUGUUUCAGUAUAUUUUCUUCUGUCUAGUAAAUAAUAAAUACAUCCCCACAUCUUGCUCUUCACUGUAAUCAGAAGGCUAAUAUCAAUACUAUGCAUGCCAGUCCCUCUUUGCUAAAAGUAGAGGAGAGACUGACCGCAUCACUUCUUGUUUUUUAUAAAGAACAUUGAUGUGUUGAAAAUUCAAGAUUGUUUGCAUAGUCAAUUUACACACAGCACUGACACACACACUUACCCCAGCAGACAUGCCACCAGGGGUCUUUUCACAGUCCCCAAAUCCAGAACAAAUUUAAGAAAACGUACAAUGUUAUAUAGAGCCAUGACUGCAUGGAACUCCCUUCCAUCAAAGAUUGCUCAAUUGAACAGCAAACCUGUUUUAAAAAAAACGGAUAAAGCAACAGCUCACGGCACAACACCUCUCCCCUAUUUGACCUAGAUAUUGUGUGUAUGUACUGAUAUGUAGCCUAUGUGUGAUGUUUUAAAUGUAUGUAGUUCUGUCCUUGAGCUGUUCUUGUCUAUUAAUGUUCAGUAUUAUUGAAUGUUUUCUGUGGACCCCAGGAAGAGUAGCUACUACUAUCGCAACCGCUAAUUGGGAUCCUAAUAAAAUACCAAAUACCUUCAUCUGCCCUUCAGGAGCUCCCUGCCAGUCGGAGGAGUCUUUGUGGAGCAUGGAGAAGAUGAAGGCCUACUUCUGCCUGAUCAAGGGGCUGCAGCCGCAUGUGUCUGAGGAGGCCAACUCCAUCCUGUCCCGCUACUACCAGCUGCAGAGGCAGAGCGACAGCAGGAACGCAGCCCGCACUACUAUCCGCAUGCUGGAGAGCCUCAGCCGCCUUGCAGAGGGUGGGACAACAUUUUAGAUUACACAUCUAAUGUCUUUCCUUCGGAAUUCCUUUGGGUUUAGUUUAGUUACCAAGGAGUUUAGUAGUUACUGAAAGUGUUAUAACUCAUAUUUAUUAUGUGAAUGUUUUAUGCUAUAGUUGUUGUUGAUAUGAUGUGGUCAUGAAGCUCAUGAUCUUUGUCCUGAUCCUUGCAGCGCACGCCAGGUUGAUGUUUCGAGACACUGUCACUGUGGAGGAUGCUGUUGUUGUUGUCUCUGUCAUGGAGUGCUCAAUGCAGGUAGGAAGCUACACUUUGUUACAUUCUAACAUGAAAUAAUUAAGCAAUAGGCCUCCCGAGUGGCGCAGCAGUCAAAGGCACUAUAUCGCAGUGCUAGAGGCGUCACUACUGACCCGGCAUCGGGGCUGUAUCACAGCCGGCCUUGACCAGCGUCGUCCGGGUUAGCCGAGGGUUUGGCCGGGGGGGCUUUACUUGGCUCAUCGCGCUCUAGCGACUCCUUGUGGCGGGACGGUUACAGGCUGACCUCGGUCGUCAGUUGAACGGUGUUUUCGCCGACACAUUGGUGCGGCUGGCUUCCGGGUUAAGCGGGUGGGUGUUAAGAAGCGUGGUUUGGUGGGUCAUGUUUCGGAGGACGCAUGACUCGACCUUCGCCUCCCGAGCCUGUUGGGGAGUUGCAGCGAUGAGACAAGAUCAAAGUUGUGGAGAAAAAGGGGGUAAAAUAUAUAUAUUUUUUUUAAAUGUCAAUAUAAUAAUUAAGCAAUAAGGCCCAAGGGGAUGUGGUAUAUUUAAGCAAUAUGGCCCGAGGGGGUGUGGUGUGUGUAUAUAUACCACAAACCCCCGAGGUGCCUUAUUGCUAUUAUAAACUGGUUACCAACGUAAUUAGAAGAGUAAAAAUAAAUAUUUUGUCUUACCCAUGGUAUGCGGUCUAAUAUACCACGGCUUUCAGUCAAUCAGCAUUCAGGGCUCGCACCACCCAGUUUAUAAUGUCCUGAAUGCUGAUUGGCUGAGAGGUGUAUGAGACAAUAUACCACGGAUAUGAUGCAAAAAUACUUGUUUUCUGUUCUAUUUAUGUUGGUAACCUGUUUAUAAUAUCCGUAAGGAACCUCUGAGGUUUGUGGUAUAUGGCGAAUAUACCACGGGCUAAGGGCUGUAUUCAGGCACUCAGCUUCGCGUCGUGCAUAAGAACAGCCCUUAGCCGUGGUAUAUUGGCCAUAUACCACACCCCCUCAGGCCUUAUUGCUUAAAUAUAUCAUGGCUACGGGCUGUUCUUAGGCACGACACGAAGCUCAGUGUGUGAAUACAGCCCUUAGCCGUGGUAUAUUCGCCAUAUAACACAAACCUCCGAGGUUCCUUAUGGAUAUUAUAAACAGGUUACCAACAUAAAUAGAACAGAAAACAAGUAUUUUUGCAUCAUACCCGUGGUAUAUUGUCUCAUACACACACAGCUGAAAUGCUGUUUCAGCCAAUCAGAAUUCAGGACCCAAACUACCCAGUUUAUAACAUGUAACAUUUUACAGUUACAUUGAAUGUAAAUUGUAAUGCAUUCAGCAUGACACACGAUACACAUGACUUGACACACAUGACAUAAUACAAAAUGUAAGGUGAAGAUUCAGUGAGGUGUGUGUGUGUGUGUGCCUGCCGUAGGGGGGCGCUCUCCUGGGAGAUGUGAAUGCUCUUCACACGUCAUUCCCUGACAACCCCAGUCAGCAGUACCAGACACAGUGUCAAAUUGUUCUGGAGGGACUCCAGCUGCCUCACCUCCUCUACAAGGAGAUGGACAGGCUCUCAAGGUGAGACAUUAUACUAAUGAACAAGGUUUGUGAUGAUAAAACUUUGCAGAACAGGACAAAAAGUAAAUAUUGCUUGUAAGUAAUGCAUUCUUUAACUUAUUGUCUUCUACACCAUCAUAAUACUAAUACUGUGUGUAGACAGUGCAACAUUUCAAACUAAAUCUCACUUGUAACAACUCCCCCAACAACGUGAGUCAUUGUUUUUUUCUUUAGACUGCAGAAUAAUGGGCCAGGCUCCCCUAAUGGAACAGAAAAAGGUGUUCCUCUGCCUGCAAAGCAGCACAGUGAUCUGAGCAGCAGUUAUCAUCACAUAGAGAAGAACUCUAACGCCCAGACAAGAGGUCCGGGGAGCUCUGACAUCACAACAGACACAACAGAGAGUGGACUGGACUGGUUCCACUCACUGGCCGGCCCAGUGGGGGGAGGAGAUACCAACUCACCGAUCAUCACUUCACCCAUCACAACAUCCAAACAUAACAACCACAACUCCUUCUCAAAGCAGGCCCAAACCCUGCCAAAACACCCCGCGGUGUCGUUGCCAGGCAACAGCGGCGCUGCACACAAGGAGCGUGGGAGAGCGCCUGUGUGCGAUAAGACACCCAGUAUAACUGCGGAGGAGGAGGUGGUAGAGAGCUGUAAGGAGAGCAGUAAAAGCACAGCGUCAGCAGCAGUGGAAGACACAUCCUGCUCUAUGGUACAGAAGGUGUCCAAGAAGCUGCGAGGCAAACGGCUCAGAGAGAUGACUCUGCAGGGAGAGGAAGCUGUGGGAGAAGGCAGCACCAGCAAAGACCUCAUAGACCAUCUAGAUCUGGAGCAGGCCUUCUCCGCAGACUUCCUGUCCUCCUGCAGCACACCUGUAGCAGGGAAGAAACGCAACUCAAAGAAGAACAAUGUCCCUCGUAACCUCCCAUCUGGAGACCAGGACCCCUCUGGUACUGUGGGGGCAGAAGAACUGCACUCUAAGUUCACAGGGUUCACAUUUAAACCCAGAGAGAAGAUGACCCACGCUAAACCUCUCUGCCCAGAUACUGACAGCUCAGACAUUCACACAGAGAAUAGUGAUCCACAUAGCAAAGCAAAGACACAGAGCAGAGAGAACCAUAACACACUUUCUUCAGUGAGAGAGAAAGAGAGAACAGAAAAGGCAAAGAGUGAGAAACAGUGUUACCAAGACAGGCCAGCAGAGGGCAGAAGUGCUGCCAAGAAGAUGAGGCUGAGUGUUCAGUCUGAGGAGAAAGAGUUUCCCACUGAGGUAUCACGUGACCUGAGCCCAGAGGUUAGUGGUCCCAGGGCAGAGGGAGGUGGUAAUGGGGGGGAUCGUGGGACAGAGCAGAAACGCCAGCAGCUGCUGAGCAGAAUGGCUCCAGGUGUGAACAGAACUACAUCAACAACCCUCACAGACCCUCCCCCACUACAGCCAGAUCACCCAAAGCCCACUGUGGCGGCCUCUACCCUGGCCAAACUCUCCAGGUUCUCCUUCAUAACCACAAAGUACCAGGAAGUUACAACCCUAAUAACAACUCCUACAUCAGGGGCUCAGGUAACCACCUCCAUAGAGCUUAAAGCAGGGCAGCAGGACACAGGGACACAAGCUAUCGCCAGCAUACAGCAGAGGACAGGGAUGCAAGCUAAAGCCUCUACAGAGGAUAGGACUGAGGCCAGUGUUAGUGGAGACAAAGACUUCCAGACAUUUAACAGUAAGGGCCAGAACCCUGCUGGAGAUUCUGCUGUUAACUCUAAAAAGAGAAAGUGUUUUGAGCUGUGCUCUAAAGGCCUCUUUUCUGACCUGUCUAUGUUCAGCUCCUCCAACUUUGAUGAAGAUGAUCUGAGUGUAGACUGGGAUGAGGAGUUGGGGAAAAAAGCUCAAAUGUAA
Molecule: messenger RNA, 14411 nt
Organism: Coregonus sp. 'balchen'
Lineage: Eukaryota; Metazoa; Chordata; Actinopteri; Salmoniformes; Salmonidae
Source: the annotation of a GenBank genome assembly